GAAAAAUGCCUUCACACGCCGCAACAAAGUCGGAGGCAAAAGACCCCUUAAUUUAAGCACGACUUACAAAGUGAAAGUGCACAAAUGGGGGUGGACGUCAUCCUCUGCAUAAUUCUGCUCGGCUUCAUCGGCAUCUUUGGUGGCUUCGCGGCGUACGGAUGUUACCGGUGUUUUACUGAUAAAGUCGAGUCUCGCAUCCACUCUGAAAAUUCAUUAAAGAAACACGAGCUGUUUAAACGAUACAAAAAAUCCCCAAUGUUCCCGUGUUUUCGGAAUGGUGCGAAAUAUUCGCGACAUUCGUCCCCUUCUUCCACCACGAGCACGUCCUCCUUCACGGGGACGAUUUACACCGUAAAAUCCGGAUUAUCCGAGUACUACAGGGAAAUGGAGGAUGGAAAAGUGCCUUUCGACUUGUUACGGGCGUACAACAAUAAUAUGAAAGAUUUCAACACGACUAACUCACGAGUUUUAGACUGGACGAUACACAACGAAUUUGUAGCAUCGAAGAAAUCUAAGCAGCCUGCUGAACAGGAAAUAAUUAGAGCUGUAACUGCACCCGUUUAGUGAGAGGGACGACGCUCAUUUAGUGUUAAGUGAUCCUAAAUAUGCAACGUAUUUAUGUGCCUGAUGCUCAAUCGUAUAGAAUAAUUCUCAAAUAGCGUAGAUUUUCUGGGCAGUUUAUGCUUUUUUAGUGGUGGCAAUAAAAAGAAAGUAAUUAUCGUCAA
Molecule: messenger RNA, 725 nt
Organism: Folsomia candida
Lineage: Eukaryota; Metazoa; Arthropoda; Collembola; Entomobryomorpha; Isotomidae
Exons: 3
Coding region: 85-564 (159 amino acids)
Source: RefSeq, a predicted model, not a curated record